CCUCCUUCCCUCCUUCUGUUCUCCAUACAGCCACACUCUCCAGUAAGAAGGCUUCGAGUUCAGCACCUGCACACUUGUCAAAAGAGGACAGAAGCGGCCAGUAAGGAGGACCAGGAGUUUUAAUUUUUUUUUAUUUAUUUUUUUAAGGACGAUAUCAUUCUUUGUGAGAACAGAACUAAGUAGACUUCAUGUGAGCAGCUUUUAUCUCCUGCGUUUGCUGCAAACCGGGCAGGUUUAGACGCUUUUCUGCAGCGUGGAGCGUUUAUUUGUGACCCUUUGCAACCAAAAAUAACAAGAUUUUCUUCUUAAAACUGACGAAGUCCAAAUGUGAGGAUUAUUAUUUUUUACUUCGAGCUAAUUUUAACUCCUUCAAUACCAAAUAUAGUCACCGGGGGAUUAUUUUGAAGUGGCCUGAUCCGGUGCGCUUUAUUAAGCUCUGCCCAAUACAGAGUGGGAGAAAACCCAGCGCCUCGCUGGACUGCAUGAUUUAUUAAGCUCAAUAAUUAAUAAUUAGUCUAGAUUUCUGGCGGUUGCUGCGUGUUUACUGAUUGUAGCACUGAAAUAGCCUGUUGCCUGUUGCCUGUCUUGUGGCUAUAUUUAAAGCACUGAUUGAUGUAAUCUAGAAAGCUAUUGGUGCUGGCUGAUAUACUUUUAUAGUAUAAUCUUACCUGUUCUACAUUUACACGUUUACCGUUUCACAAAAGUCAGUUUUUGUGUGGUAAAAAAAGAAGAAAAAAAUAAAAAGGCAUGUCUUGCCACACCGGUGCCUUAACGUGGUGGAAGACCUGGCUGGGCCUGCUCCUCCUGGGUGUGACCGCGGGGUGCCGUGAGCACGCCUCCCCGCCUCAGGAGCCCCCCAGCGCGGCUUCGCCCAGCUUCGCCUCCUACUUCACUGAAUGCCUGGACCCGGUUCUCGGCUACGUGGAGUCCGUGGUUGGCACCCAGGUCAUGAAGACAUGUGGUGAGAAAGCAGUAGGGUACCUUGAAUCAGUGUUUGGGCCAGACAACGUCAAAGCUAUUGCCAUGUUUGUGGAGAUGGUGCUCCGGUUUGUGGCGGAAGGCGCUGCCAGUGGACUGAAUGUCAUCGCUGUUUACGUGUCCGAGAUUCUCCGUGCAACCGGACUGGGAGAUCCAGUGUCCAUCCCACACUUCACUGCUGAGGGCGUGUCCUCGGUGGUCAAGUACGCAUUGCUGGGGGUGAUUGCUUACUGGCUGCUGUGUGCUGUGCUGCGUGUUGGCGUAGUGUUGCUAAGGCGAGUCUUCUGGCUCGUGAAAAGCAUCGUCGUCGUCUGGCUCUUCGUCCGGAUCAUCAGCGACCCGACCGCGGCGCCCGACACCACAGCAGUGCGGGUGUCAUUACUGGUCAUUUUCUGUGCUGUGGUGAGCGUGGCCUCCGGGAGCAUUAGUGGGACAAACUCGGCCUGCCUGGAGAGUCGGCUGAGCACCUUGGAAGGAAAAGUCAAAGUGAUGGAGAAGAGGAAAACGGAGUGAUGUGCGACUAAAUAAAAUAAGAGAUGGAGGAAAAGAGCUGAGGGUGGCGAUGUAAACAAUGGGACUUCAUAUACUGCAAUAAAACAAUAUUUUGGUGUGUUACUGUU
This is a messenger RNA of Colossoma macropomum (tambaqui), 1598 nucleotides long. Its product is annotated as transmembrane protein 109. The transcript has 4 exons. The record is from RefSeq and is a predicted model, not a curated record. Lineage: Eukaryota; Metazoa; Chordata; Actinopteri; Characiformes; Serrasalmidae. The coding region runs from base 748 to 1491 and encodes 247 amino acids. Gene Ontology annotation, biological process: intrinsic apoptotic signaling pathway in response to DNA damage by p53 class mediator; cellular response to gamma radiation.